Molecule: messenger RNA, 4152 nt
Organism: Cottoperca gobio
Lineage: Eukaryota; Metazoa; Chordata; Actinopteri; Perciformes; Bovichtidae
Gene: arhgef3
Product: Rho guanine nucleotide exchange factor (GEF) 3
Biological process (GO): positive regulation of Rho protein signal transduction; intracellular signal transduction
Molecular function (GO): guanyl-nucleotide exchange factor activity
Source: RefSeq, a predicted model, not a curated record
GGAUUUUCUCAGCGACUCUAACAACUUUGUUGUUCGGCUUUAAUCUUCCUACUCAAUUUCACUUUCUCACUUAUUACAGAAGGGGAAAAGUUAGUUUGUUUUACUCACCAGACACGUGACAGGAGUCAGAAACGUUCCUGUGAAGUCUCCGUGUUUGUUUGUUUUUGAAUCCGUUGAUAGUGGAUCUGUUUGUGGGCGCCGGGAGGAGCUGCAGCCCGAUGCCGGCAGGUGAUGGAUGUCAACGGCCGGGGUUCAAGGUCGGAGCUGCAGAAGAAAACUUCCUCCUUCUCUCUUCUCUCUCCUGACAGCUGGUCCCUCAGAGGGAAGAAGAGGAAGCAGGCCAGCAGAGAUGCAGACUCCCUCAGUCUCUGCAGUCUGGACAUCAACGAGCCCAGCACCAAGCGCAGUAAACUUGUAUCCAGGGUGACGUCUCUGGUCGCCCUGCUGCCGCCCGUCAAGAGCGUACCGCUGAAGAGGAUUGGUCAGACGCUGCAGCGCUCCAUCAGUUUUCGUAAUGAGAGUCAGACGGAGAGAGCAGCUCAUCCUCCUCCCUCCUCCAUAAUGAAGACGCGCGCUGUGUCAGCGACAGUCUCCAACCCUUGCUCCUCCAUGACUGCCACACGGGUUUCCACAGCAACAGCCCCCGCCGCCAAGCGCCGUGACAGCAAGCUCUGGAGUGAGACGUUCGACGUCCGGCUGGGAGCGACGCAACCUCUGAGCCCAAAAGAGAUUAAACGACAAGAGGCUAUAUUCGAGAUGGCUCAGGGCGAGCAAGACUUGGUGGAGGAUCUCAAGUUGGCUAAGAAGGCCUACCAUGACCCAAUGCUGAAGCUGUCAAUCAUGACUGAGCUGGAACUUAACCAGAUCUUUGGCACUCUGGACUCGCUGAUACCCCUGCAUGAAGACCUGCUGAGUCGCCUCAGACACGCCAGAAAACCUGACGGAUCAACAGAACAUGUGGGACACAUCCUGACUAACUGGCUGCCCUGUCUCUCCUCCUACACGUCGUACUGCAGUAACCAGGUGAAGGCCAAGACCUUGUUGGAUCAGAAGAAGCAGGAUCGGCGGGUCCAGGACUUCUUGCAGCGCUGUCUCCAGUCGCCAUUUAGCAGGAAGUUGGACCUGUGGAACUUCCUUGACAUCCCCCGCAGCCGACUGGUGAAAUACCCGCUGCUGCUCAGGGAGAUCCUGAAGCACACGCCCAACGACCACCCGGACCGGCAGCACCUGGACGAGGCGAUGCUGAUGGUGCAGAGCGUGGUGGCGGACAUCAACAUGCGGACGGGCGAGUCGGAGUGUCAGUACUACAAGGACCGCCUGUUGUACACGGAGGACGGACAGAGAGACGAACUGAUUGACCGGUCCAGGACCCUCAGCUGCCACGGAGAGCUGAAGAACAACAGAGGACUCAAGCUCCACGUGUUUCUGUUCCAGGACGUCCUCGUCAUCACCAGGUCCGUCUCGCUGAACGACUAUCCAGUCAGCUACCAGCUCUGCCGCCAGCCAAUCCCCAUCCGGCAGCUGGACCUGGAGGACUUAUUAGACGGAGAGAUGAGAGUGGGCGGGUCCAUCAGAGGAGCCUUCAGCAACAACGAGCGAACAAAGAACUUCUUCCGUGUUUCGUAUCGCACUAGAGGUCAGCUGCAGAGCCACUGCUUCCAGGCCAGCGACACCUUCAACAAACAGCAGUGGAUCAACUGCAUCAGACAAGCCAAAGGAGCCGCAGCGCUGACUGGAGACCAGCCACCACAGACAGGACAAUGUGUGGAGACAGGGCUGGCUGGACAGAUAGGGCCGCUUGCUGAGACGGGUCUGAGUUUGGGGCAUGAACAUGAAAAUGGGAUGUGGGGGGAGGUGGAAACAGGGCUGGGUUCAGAAGGAGAGGUCGGCCUGAGCGGAGAGAAAGAUCUCGGUUUAGGUAAAGAAGCUGGGGUGGGUUUGACUCGAGAGACAACGACGGGUAGGGAGAUAGAGUCAGGGCUCGGUGUGGAUGGUGGGACGGGUUUGGAAUUAGAUGGAGAAACAGGGAAGGGCGGUGAGACGAGGCUGACGGAGACGGGUGAGAUGGAGACAGGGCAGGGUGCUGGUGGAGAGAUGGGAACCAGAGCAGACUGGAGGAUGGAUGGAGGUGGAGGAGAGACUCUGAGCAGAGGCGCUAAUGAUGUUCCCUCCUCCACUAUCUCCUCUGCUUCUCCCUGUCAAGAGGAGGAGGAGCAGGAGGAGAUGAAGGAGGAGCGGAGCGGCGCUGAGGAGGGGGAAGAGGUCGGCAUGGACACAGGUGAGGUUGAUGCACUGGAGGAGCUGAACCUCAGGUGCUGAUGCUGGGACCAAACAAACAGAGGAUGAUCAAAUCAAAUCAGAGACUUGAUGAUGAUGUCACUGACAGAACAGUCAUCAGACAUUAGACACUAAAAUAGUAUGUGAGUUUUGAGUUUGCAGUAUGUAUGAAACCAACAGUAGGUGAAUUGAAACUAUUUCUGGUGAACUAUGUACACAUUGGACACUGAGGCGGCUUCAAAAUCCAACAAUGCAAUGUGACGACAACGCUCAUAGUGAACAAGGCUGCUCUGUUACGAGAUACACAAAGAGUCCGCCUGCCGAAGGACUCCGACAGAAGUGAAGAAAACCCAAAAACUCAGGAGGUUCAUUGUGCUUGCUGUCAGGUGUUGCAGAGGCACGAGGCUCUCAGGAUGUGACGUGUGCGAAAAGAUAGGAAGUGCAUCGUAUGUGAUUUUGGACGCAGAAACCAAAGUGUUCCUGAAUGCUGUAGCUGCUGCACCCUGACUGCUGGUGAUGCCACAACAACGGUCGCCACACUCGGGAUCACCGGCCCCAUGAAACUGUACUAACUGCAUGGACGUAUUAGGAGAAGAGGAUACCGUGUUCAAAGAUGCUCACCAGGCACAUACUGCAAAAACAUUUCCCUCAGACUCAUAGAGCAACCACGGCUCUACAAGACUUUAUCUGACCUAAUGGUUCAAAUUCUGAUUAUACAAACACUCAAGUUGGAGUGUGAGUCUCAUCAAAAUAUAUAAUUAUGGUUUUACUGCCUUGUUGAAAAAGUAUUUUUGGGAAAGUGGCUGCAAAUUUUGUCCACUAUGCCAGAAAUCGCCCUGAAGCCUCAACGUCGUUCCAGUGCGUUGCAUUUAAAACACAGUGGAUGAGAAAGAGUCAUGCUUACAGCUGUGUCUAACGCUAUAUUGAAAAAUAUGAAACUGAGCAUUCAAGUCAAGAAAAUGUCAGUAUUGUGACUAUUGGUCAUUUACCACCGCUGUUGUAUAGAGUUGGUAAAUGUGGCAAGAACUCAGUCAGUCGGAGCGUGAGUUCUACAACGUUCCAUUAAACCGGUCAGGUCUAACUUGCAUCUUGUGUCUUCCAGAUGAGUUGAAGGAUUCUUUGCUCCUCAGUAGUUCUCCUAGCUUUCUAAAACUCUUUAAAUAAUGUCUUAAAAUCAGUUGUAAUGUCUGAAAACACUGGAGAAAACCGAGCUGUGCACCCUGUUCUGAUGGAUUAUCGAAGUUACAAAUGACUUAUUGGCUUAUUCAUUUGUGAAUGCAUGGAUGUAAAUGCACAUCCACCAAAAACUCCUACAAAUAACCUUCAUGUGCAACUACUCUGCAUUAGCAAAUACAUUUUAGUGAAAGGUAAUGGAGUUUGCAAUGAAUACAGUAUGUGCUAAAGGCAAUGCUCAGUGAAUUUCAAUGCAGAGGGAUGUUCAUAAAGUGGAAGGGGGGUGUCCAUGGGGUAGUGGAGCACUCCAGCCUUUUGCAAGCCAAAUUAGUAUAAAACAAACAUUAAAAAUAAAUAAAAAGAUCGUGACAAAAAAAGAAUUCACCUGCCAAACUUUUCCCACUUAAUUGUGAAGAACUUAUGCUGACAAAACCUAGUUUUUGAAUCACUUGCCUCUUAGGGCUUCUGUAGAGACACAGUUACCGAUACAGUAUUGUAAUUUUAACAUGAAGUCUACAUUAAGUAUUACAAAUACAUUAAACAGUCAGUUUUGACCGUCUAUUCCCAUUGUUGCCACAAAAUACCUGCAGCUGCUGUAGGUGUUACUAGAAAGAGAAAUAUUGUGACAAUCAGAGACUCCCUGAAGUAGGAGCGUGUUGUGUAUGAACUGUAUGUAUGUAAAGAAUGUAUAUUAAGUCUAUC